AUGGCAUACUCCUCACGACCAACUUCAAUGCUUCCAGGUGCUCCUGGUGGCUCAUCUAUGCGCCAGCCCAGUGGUUCUCAAUCACAACAAUCUUCGGCGUUGUCGGCCCGCAUUGCGGCCAAAAAGGCUGAGCUAGAGAAUCUGCGACAACUACGUGAUCUGAGUGGAACAUUGGCGAUUCAGAUGCAAGCUUUGGAUAAUAAAAUCUCCACGCUAAAAGAUGGCACCGAAGCUGUUGCAUACGUGCUUUCCAACUGGGAUAAUGUUAUUAGGGCCAUCACUCUCGCCUCGAGCAAGGCAGGCGGACUCUACGAACCUGAGUCGGAUAGUAAGAAUGUGGAGAAACCGCGCAACGACCCUCGGCUGCCAUCAUCGCUGGUUCGCAUUCCAGCUGAACCACGUGAUAAGACUGGCGAGUGA
This is a messenger RNA of Penicillium samsonianum, 420 nucleotides long. Its product is annotated as DASH complex subunit DAD2. The transcript is spliced from 3 exons. Bases 1 to 420 code for a protein of 139 amino acids. Gene Ontology annotation, biological process: mitotic cell cycle; attachment of spindle microtubules to kinetochore. The record is from RefSeq and is a predicted model, not a curated record. NCBI's taxonomy places the organism in Eukaryota, Fungi, Ascomycota, Eurotiomycetes, Eurotiales, Aspergillaceae. Gene Ontology annotation, cellular component: mitotic spindle pole body; DASH complex; mitotic spindle midzone.